Purpureocillium lilacinum is the source of this 1029-nucleotide messenger RNA. RefSeq lists its product as uncharacterized. NCBI's taxonomy places the organism in Eukaryota, Fungi, Ascomycota, Sordariomycetes, Hypocreales, Ophiocordycipitaceae. Gene Ontology annotation, molecular function: 4-hydroxy-tetrahydrodipicolinate synthase activity. The record is from RefSeq and is a predicted model, not a curated record.
AUGUCGCCCACGCCUAACCCUCCUCCCCGAGGCAUCUGGACGCCCAUCCCGACCUUCUUUGCCUCCAAGUCCUCGCCUCACUACGACGCGGUGACCCCGCCUUUUGACCUCGAUGCCCAAGCGGAGCACGCCCUGGGCCUUGCCCGCGCCGGCGUCGUUGGGCUGGUCGUCUUCGGCAGCACGGGCGAGGCGGUGCACGUUCACCCACGCGACCGCAAGGUCCUGUUGCGAUCCCUCCGCGACCGUCUGGACCAGGCCGGCUUCUCGUUCCCCAGGUGCCCGCUUAUGGCCGGCACGGCCACCAAUAGCGUCCAGGAGACGCUGGAGCAGCUUGAGGACGCGCAGCAGGCUGGUGCCCAGUGGGGUCUGUGCCUGGUGCCUGGAUACAACGCGCCCGUGGUCAGCCAGGAGGGCAUCGUGAUGUGGUUCACUGCCGUGGCCGACGCCAGCCCCAUCCCGAUCCUCAUAUAUCACUACCCCGGGGUGUCCAAUAACGUUCAGGUUGCCCCAGCUACCUUUGAAGCCCUCGCGAGGCACCCAAAUAUUGUUGGCUGCAAGCUCUCGCACGGCGACAUCUCGAAGCUCACCCAAAUCGCGCUCAACCCCGCCAUCAGCCACUCCGACUUCCACGUCUUCACGGGGCUGGGUCAGCAGCUGUUGCCCGCCAUGACGGUCAAUUGCGUGGGCGCCAUCGAUGGCUCAGCCAACUUCUUCCCCAAGUCGCUGGUGCGACUGUACACGCUGUGUUGCCAGAGCCAUCUUUCAGUUGAGGAGGCCGCGGAGCGCGCGCAGCUGCAGUACCGCGUGAGCUGCAUGGAAGAACUCAUUGUUAAGCACGGCAUCCCCGGCAUCAAGGAGGCCGUGAGCCGGCUGAGGGGCAUUGGCGACCGAGACGGAACGAGGCUACCGCUUUUGGGGGGCAUCCCGGGAGGCGACGAGGAGUGGGCGAGGUGGUUGGGCGUUUUGGACAAAGUCGAAGAGCUGGAGGUGCGCCUGUCGCUGGCGUUUCCCGAAGGCGUCGAAAAGUAG